Molecule: messenger RNA, 6222 nt
Organism: Megalops cyprinoides (Indo-Pacific tarpon)
Lineage: Eukaryota; Metazoa; Chordata; Actinopteri; Elopiformes; Megalopidae
Product: alpha-protein kinase 3-like
Exons: 15
Coding region: 585-5642 (1685 amino acids)
Biological process (GO): protein phosphorylation; cardiac muscle cell development
Cellular component (GO): nucleus
Molecular function (GO): ATP binding; protein serine/threonine kinase activity
Source: RefSeq, a predicted model, not a curated record
UGUCAUGACCUGUUGUGAAUCCUGUCAUGCCUGUAAACAUUUGGGAGGCUUAUCAGUUCGAGAGAUGUCCGUUCUUUGUCAGCUUCGAAGCUGAUUAACUGUUGUUUCCCCAAAUGGUCUAUGGAUAUCUUUUGAAAGGAAGCUGGAUUUUUAAAAAUUAAUAUUCUGAGUUUUCAAUUAUUGUCCGCGGAGCAGCUUUGAGUUGUUCCUUGGUUUCCUUGCGAUGUAUCCUAGCUCUAGACAGCGGCCCGAGGGCUAGUUUUUGGAAACUGUGAUGGGGACUUGCGCCUAUUUGUGGGCCUACUAUAAAUAGUGUUACACUGGCAGCGCGUGCUCAUGCUUGAUUGACAGUUGCAGAGCUUUGCGCCGGGAGAGCAGGCUAACUCAAAGGAACAACCAGAAACACAUGAAUGGUGGCUGUCAGAACAGCACGGGAUACUGCACAUCUGAACUUGGAUUGUGAGAAAAAGCUAGACUGAACCUUUAUUUUAGUUGAGCGGAAAGACAUCAGACAGCCGCCGUGAGAAUACUUUUUGCGUUUCUCUUGCGACCCGUGAUUUGUGGUACUACCUGCACCGUGGAAAAUGAGCUUCCGAAGGCCGAUGACUCGCUCUUUCUCUGGAAACGGGAGGUCCGUCAGCAUAAAUGAGGAAGAUGUUCCCCCACCGAGCGCCAGAGUCGACAGCCGAAACUAUCUGCAUAAUGUCAGGCCGGAGAACAGCUACACCAGUCACAGGUAUUCUUGCUACAAGCCAUCGAGGAGCACACUCUGCAGUGUGAUGGCACAGCUGACGGAAGAGACACAGCCAGCGUUUGAGACCACCUUGAAAUCCAGGGCGGUGUCUGAGGACUCCAAUGUCAAGUUCAGCUGUGUGGUUACAGGGUACCCAGUUCCUGAACUGACCUGGUACAAAGACGAUAUGGAGAUGGAUCGAUAUUGCGGCCUCCCCAAAUACGAAAUAUUCCGCAAUGGAAACACCCACACACUGCACAUUUAUAAUUGCACUGUAGAAGAUGCAGCCAUCUACCAGGCCUCCGCCCGCAACAGCAAGGGCAUUGUGUCCUGCUCAGGGGUGCUAGAGGUGGGCACCAUGAACGAGUACAAGAUCCACCAGCGGUUCUUCGCCAAGCUGAAGCAGAAGGCCAGCCUCAAGAAGAAGGAGCUGGAGGAGAGCCGCAGGAAGGGGAAGGAGAACGUGCUGGCCCCGCUGGAGCAGCUGCGGACCAUCAGCCCGGAGCGCCCACAGAGGAAGCGCAGGUCUCCCGGCGAGGCGGGGCUCCGCUCGCCCUCCACUCCGCACGACGGGGAGGCCGAGGCCAAGAAGAGCGCCCAGGAGGAUGAGGCAGAGGCCAGGCUGCGCGAGGGCGUCGCAGAGAGCGGGGCGGAGCUGUUGGCGGCCGCACCGGAGAUUCCCAACGGGUUUCCCGCCGACCCCAGGAGCACGCCCGGCUCAGAGGCACAGCAGGAGGCUGCGCAAGAGAACGGCAGUGAGGGCCCCACAUACAUCUACGAGAUGGUGGAGAUAGUCACCACCAGACGUCCGCCAAAAGAUCCCCUUGCCAAAAAGAGGCCAAAGAUCUCCAAUGGGGUGGACGGUGGGAAGGGUGGAGGCAGUGCGGAGCAAGGUUCGGGAGGCGAGAGUGAAGCCAGGACUGAGGGAGGGAUGAGUCUGGCGCAGUAUCUCACCGAGUCCUCACAGUUUGAGGUCUCCAAGGACAAGCAGAACCCACCAGAGGAGGUCAUGGAAGUGGACACUACGGUCAACCAAGUACCUGCAGGGAAAGAGACAGCAGACAGACAAACAGAGUCCUUGGGACAGGUGGUUCAGAGCUCUGCUGUUCCGGAGGUAAAAGCAGAGGUGCAGCCAACUGCAAGCAAAGAACUGGAGCCACCACACAGCCAAACCCCCCUCUCCUCUGUCUUCUUUUCUCUCAGGGACAUGUUCUUUGGAAGUAAGAAUAAUAAAGAUAGGGGCAACAAAGCUGAGGACACCCCAGAAAUGGCACACGAUCCUCCAGCCUUCUCAUCAGAGCCUCAGCCCUACCCACAGACACAUCAGUGGGAGAGGGAAGACCAGACUGAGGACUUCAAUUCUAUGGAAGAAACCACGCAAAUGCAAGCGGAGGAGAAGCUUACUGCAGGUGACGCACGAUUAAGCAUUUCUCCACCAUAUUUUAAAACUAAGGAGCAGUCAGACACUGCCAGGAUGCAGGAAGGACAGGGCUUGAAGGAACACGUCCAGGGGGAUACAGUUACAAAGAGCAUGGAACCUGGGGAGGGCAAGGCAGUGAUGUCUCGUCUCCUGCACGAACCGGGCGGGGGUGAGGUGGGUGCAGACAAAACGAGAGGCUUCCUGGAGAUGACCUGCGAGACCCCGCCCCGACCGUCACCACUUUGUGAGGAUGCAGAAGAACAUAUGCAGACAGAGAGGAAUGAGGCACCCCUUGGGCAGGACAUGGUCGCACCCCUGAGUGAGGUGGGAGUACCAGAAAUGUUUACAUCUGCUGGAGAGCAUGCCACCACAGAUGCCAGUGAAAUGAACACCGUGCACAGCCAUGGCCAGACUGCCCCCGGAGCACUGACACAUGGCACACAGCCUCAUUCCGGGGAAUCGGGUGACACCUCCACGAAAACCGAGACCGGUCCACAGAAGUGGGGUCUCGAAAUCGCGGGGAACAGGGACAGCGCUCCUGAGGGUUUCAGCCUUGGCUCCGUUGGGAUAGCUCAGGAUUUGGUGAAGCAGAAGGAUGAGCAAGUAAAAGAGAGUGUUGAGGAAAGUGAACAUGGCAGCUUCUGGAAAACCCAGGCUGACUCUACUGCCUUAGCAGAGGAGAGAGUUUUAGUAGAAGAACAAGAGAGGGCAGAUAGUGGAGCUCGGAAAGUAGAAACUGAAAGUAUUUUGAAGACACAAGGAGAAGGGGAGGAAGAUGCUGUUCACUGGUCAACUGGUGAAUCUGUGGGUGUAGAAUUAAAACCUCCAGAUGUUUUGCAACAGGAAGCAGCUCUGGUGGGCAUACCAGAGGUGAGGGUUCUAGAAUCCAGAAUCACAGAUGUUCCAGAAGAAACAGUAAUCAGCAUUCCAAAGACAGAAGUUUUGGAAUCACCAGCCAAAGAUAUCAUACAACUGCCACCAUCUUUAGUAGACAAUAUACCUGCCUCUGAGCAGUCUGGUUCCGUCUCAAGCUUAUCGAUUGCCGUAAGGGAUACAGACCUCAUUCCAGCGGCUAUUCCUGCUACAGUAACACAGCAAGUUCAAGAAGCAGGAACAUUCAAUCAAAAGGCCACAGAGGGAAACCUCAGUGACCAUCACAUAGAGAUAAGCACAGCUCCAAUUCCAAUAAUAAAUGUAUGUCUCACAGGAGACAGUGCUCUCUCGUAUGAUACUGAAACCAAUGAUACUAAACCUCCUAGUAUUAUUAUGCCUUCAGUGGAGGCACAGCCCAAAGGGCCUGCUUUUGUGGUUCCUCCUAUCUCUGUCACAUGUGCAGAUAGCCCUCCUGAGAAUCAGCCUUCUAAAGAUGAGAUCAAGGAGAUGGAAUUAUCAGUCACUUUGGCUCAAGCAGUCAAGAAUGAGCAAGAUGUUGAGGUCAGCCUCCAAGCCCCUGAAGGAGAAGUUGUAGAGAAGAUCGUAGGUGACAAAGAAUCAGGCAUGACAGACAGUACCAUGGUUGUGUCCAGAGAACCAGGCAAAGAAAAGCAACCAAAAGAGACCCAGACCUUUGUGGAUCAGCUCCAGAAAGACAAGCCCAGCAUUGAGAAUCUCGGCUUUAUGAGCCCAGAGGUCCCCAUGCUGAGUCCCACAACUUUGCGGAGGUUUGCAUCAAAAGGCGUGCCUGGUUUGGAAGCUCCUCUGGUGGCAGUGCCUGCCAUUCUUGUGGACAGCGCCCUGUCAGGAGAGAAGAGGUCCAAGGAAGGGACUGGGGUGGACACCCCGCCAUCCGUGCCAUCAUGCGAGAGCAGCCCCAAACUGAAGAGGAGGGACAGCCUGACCCCCAUUCCUUCUGCUACCCCGGAGGAGCUGGCCUCUGGGGCCCGCCGCAAAAUCUUCAUCCCCAAAUCAAAAGGAGAGGGAGGCGAGGGGGCGGAGAAGGAGGAGGCGGCAAACAGGAAGACAAUUUCUCCCCAGCAGGAGGCCCCUUACCUGUCACCUGGCCAGUCCCGCAGGGCAGCUCUCCUGCAGCCAUCCGCUGGGCAACAGACCCCACCCACUGAGAGACGCUCGCCCCUUCUCGGCCGCAAGAAGGCCACUCUGGAAGUCCCCAAACGCCCAGAGGAGGUGCUAGAAGACGUGGAGACCUCAAAACCCAACCUCAAGCCGGCAGAGGAGAAGACGCUAAACCCUUUCAAAGCUCCUCAGGUUAUACGAAAGAUUAGGGGAGAGCCCUUCCCGGAUGCAGUGGGACACUUGAAGCUCUGGUGCCAGUUCUUCAAUGUGCUCAGUGACUCCACGAUCAAGUGGUGCCGAGAUGAAGUUGAGAUCGCGGAGGUGAAGAGGAGUGCCGGAGACGAGAGUCAGGUGGCGCUGGCCCUCGUCCAGACGUCAAGCCGAGACUGCGGUGUGUACUCCUGCUCUAUCAAGAACGAAUAUGGGACCGACAUGACCGACUUCUUACUCAGCGCAGACAUAUUGUCCGAGUUCCUUCUGAGAGAGGAUUUGGAGGUGGGAGAGGAGAUUGAGAUGACCCCGAUGGUCUUCACCAAGGGCCUUGCGGACCCUGGCAACUGGGGGAACAAGCUUUUCGGGCGCAUAAUGACAGAGGAGGCGCACAUUGGGGAGGGCUGCAACCGCAAAGCCUGCAGGAUGAAGGUCAUCUACGGCCUGGAGCCCAUCUUCGAGUCUGGCACCACCUGCAUCGCUAAGGUGCGCAACCCCAUUGCCUACGGCAUCAAAGACGAAAACAACCUGGCUGAGAGGAACCUGGAGAUCACCAAGCAGGACUGUAAAAUACAGAAUACAGUGCGUGAGUACUGCAAAGUCUUCUCUGCUGAGGCGAGGGUGAUCGAGAACUUUGGCCCUGCACUAGAAGUGACUCCACUGUACCUAAUGUACCGGCCAGCAAACACCAUCCCUUAUGCCACAGUGGAGGCUGACCUAAACGGGGUCUUCCUGAAGUACUGCCUGAUAGACUCCACUGGGAGGCUGGUCAUGAGGACUGGGUCUGAGGUGGAGCAGAAGUGUUGCACCUUCCAGCACUGGAUCCACCAGUGGACCAAUGGAAACCUGUUGGUCACUCAUCUGGAAGGAGUUGGCAUGAAGAUCACAAACAUUGGAAUUGCCACCAAAUCAAAGGGGUACCAGGGCCUCUCAGAGGCUGGCACUCCAAAGGUGUUUGAGCAGUUUGCUACCCAGCACCAGUGUAACUACUACUGCGGCCUCCUGGGCCUGCGGAUCCUCAAGUCCAUGGACUCCCUGCAGCAGCCGGCCAAGAUGAAGGGCUCCAGGAGCCCCCUGCUCAACCGGAAGACAGCCCCAGGAUCGUCCAGCCCACAGCUGCAGAAGAAGGGGGUCCACAGCCCCCAGACUGUCCGCAAGGCCGGCUCCAGCCCCAAGGUGUCCAGGAAAGCCUCGGAAUCGGGGGACACCAAAUCUGCCCCCAAACAGAAAGCUGUGGAGACUCCCAAAGCAGGGGAGACGAGCUAGAGCGAGCGCUUCAGGAGGGGGGCAAGUCGACGUCAAAAAACCGGCCACAUUCUUUCUCUCUCCCUCUUAACCAUGUGGUCGACUGGACCAAUCAAUUUCCCCAGUCUGAUGACGUCCUUUCCCAACAUAGCUGGGUGUGAGCUGAGAUCCUGUCCCUGUGGAAGGGGUGGCAUUUCCUCCACAUUGAGAAAGACAUGGAAACCCAACACUUGUGCCUUGAGGUUUUAUAGAUAAAGGUUAUUUACUGUUCCAGGUUACCAAUGAUUACCUGCAUUAUCAUUUCUUUGCCAAGUGCCCACCUUUACUACGUAAAAGGCUUGCAGCUUUUAUUCUUUGCACGUUCUGUUGAGUUUUAAUACAGCUGGAUUGUUACUGGAGGAACUUAAGUAAAGAAUAGGCUCUCACUUUAUUCUAAGAGUCCACUUAUUAUGUUAGACAACCAUUGGUAAAUACAACACUAUCUAUUGAGCAUGGCUUAUUUUUCAAACAAGCAAGCCGAUAAUGAGCAGGUUGGAAAUUAGUUACAAAAUUAGUAUAAAACAACAGUGAAAACAUUAACUACAUAAUAAGUAGUAAUAUA